Molecule: messenger RNA, 1578 nt
Organism: Penicillium odoratum
Lineage: Eukaryota; Fungi; Ascomycota; Eurotiomycetes; Eurotiales; Aspergillaceae
Exons: 1
Coding region: 1-1578 (525 amino acids)
Molecular function (GO): thiosulfate-cyanide sulfurtransferase activity
Source: RefSeq, a predicted model, not a curated record
AUGUCAAAAUUCCUUACCCCUUCGGAAGUAAGCAAGUACUGGAGAAACAGCCUUGAAAUUGCUCUACUCGACGUGCGCGAAGAAGGUCCAUACGCCGAUUCCCAUCCUCUCUUCGCAAUCAGUGUGCCCCUAUCAGAGAUCGAGACAAAACUCCCCCCACUUGCUCCCAGAUUAUCCGCUCCGAUUGUUGUAUAUGACAAUGGCGAAGGUUACACCGAUCAAGCCGCUGACCGCGUUUUUGCGCUUGGGUACCAACACGUUUUCAUCCUGCAAGGUGGACUUUCCGCAUAUGGGCGUGUCGGGGAGGUUUAUCGGGAUGUCAAUGUUCCAUCAAAGGCAUUUGGUGAGCUUGUCGAAUCUAUCAAUCACACCCCGUCGUUAUCUGCGCGCGAGGUAAAAGACCUACUGGAGAGGGAGAGUGAUGUGGUUGUCCUGGAUGCGCGGCGUUUCGAGGAGUAUCAUACCAUGAGCAUUCCUCGUGGACUUAGCUGUCCUGGCGGGGAGCUUGUUUAUCGUGUUCUUGAUGUGGUGCCCUCUGCGACCACCACGGUUGUCGUAAAUUGUGCUGGUCGGACCCGGAGCAUUGUUGGAACGCAGUCGUUGGUCAACUCAGGGAUUCCGAAUCGGGUGGUGGCGCUUCGGAAUGGGACUAUUGGAUGGACCUUGGAGGGAUUGGAGCUAGAGACGGGGAAAAUUGGGCGGAUUCAACGACCUUCGGCUGAUGCGUUGGAGAAGGCACGGCAGCAUGCAAAGUCUUGGGCCGAGUAUGUUGGUGUCUCCGUCAUCAAUGGUGAUAAGCUUUGUGACUUUGCUGCGGAGUCAGAAGACCGCAGUCUGUACCUGCUGGAUGUCAGAGAUCCAGAGGAGUAUGCAGUUGGCCACCCUGUGGGCUUCUCCAACGCCCCUGGUGGUCAACUGGUACAAGCAACGGACGAGUGGGUUGGUGUCCGAGGGGGACGUAUUGUCCUAUACGACGAUGAUGGUGUCCGAGCGCUUAUGACAGCAAGCUGGCUGCAUCAACUUGGAUGGGAGGUGCAUGUCUUUGACGGACAGACUUCCAUUCCUGACAUUGCCGUUUCGAGGCCUUCCUCCUGGAACUAUCCACAGCCUAGUGCUAUUUCAGUAGAAGACCUGGAAGGUCUCACUGGAGCCAUUGUGAUUGAUCUCGCUCGCAGUCCGGAUUAUCGAAAAGGCCACAUCCCGGGUGCAUGGUUUGCCUCUGGACCAGAACUCGUUCGGGAUUUGCUGGAUUUCAAAGGUGAUGCACCGAUCGUUCUGACCUCUCCCGAUGGAACCAUUGGCGCAGCGAAUGUCCAAGCCGUGCGAAAUUUUGUCUCACAAGAAGUUCUGUAUCUAACAGGAGGAACAAAGGCCUGGGUGGAAGCUGGUCAUCCCGUCGAGACUAAGUCGCGGUGGCUGUCUCAGCCAAUUGACGUUUAUAAAAGACCAUAUGAAGGAACGAGCAACGCGCGGAAAGAUAUGCAAGCGUACCUUGAUUGGGAGUAUGGCCUUGUCGCGCAACUGGCAAAUGAUGGUAUUUCUGGAUUUCGUGUUGUGCGAGAUCAGCGGAAGAAGUGA